Cryptococcus deneoformans JEC21 is the source of this 3849-nucleotide messenger RNA. Its product is annotated as cytoskeletal regulatory protein binding protein, putative. Gene Ontology annotation, biological process: establishment of cell polarity. The transcript is spliced from 5 exons. Gene Ontology annotation, cellular component: cytoplasm; cell tip. Lineage: Eukaryota; Fungi; Basidiomycota; Tremellomycetes; Tremellales; Cryptococcaceae. The record is from RefSeq and is a predicted model, not a curated record. Gene Ontology annotation, molecular function: cytoskeletal regulatory protein binding. Bases 191 to 3709 code for a protein of 1172 amino acids.
AUACUUUCGCACAUUUCAUGUCAUUUCACUUUUACCUCUAUUCUUCCACGCCAGCAGCUAUAUACAGCAUAACCCGGUAGAAAGCGCACCCAAACGGCCAGAACGACAUCACACGCCCACUGAGAGCAGUCACAAGCGGUAACACACCUCGCGCGGCCCUGCGUCUUAGUCCGAAGCAUCAAAGUUGGUCAUGUCCAAAAACAUUUCUUACCCCGUACCUCAGCAAGAACCGUACCAAAGCCAGCCAACUGUCCGAAAUGGAAACGGAUACUACCGUACAUCUUCGGGAUUUACUCAACGCCAUGGAAGACAGACCAGUGGGUCAAGAUCUUACCCUAGUGCGCUUGACUCUUCCAUAACAAGGCUGCUCGUGACCACGAAACAACUUUUGCAAGGUCUUGACCAAUGGUCGCAUGGCUUGAUUUCCGAAAUCGAUGUGAGCGAUAUUUAUGUGCGUUUGGGCAAUGGAUUUGAGACUUGCGUGCAAGCCUUCAGCCGAGUGGGUAUAGAUACAAGAGAGCUCAGCUCGAUUCCUCAAGAUCUGCGCAACUGCCUGGAGCAUUGUCUCUCCCAAGAUCCUUCCCCGGAUAGUCUCGAUAGAUUCCUCCCUGAAAUCCGCAACAUUAUUCAAUAUUUGCUGCAAGGGUUAAAGCAGAAGCAAAUGCAGUACAAGAGAUUACAGGAAAGGAACAGGCAAUACGAGUCAAGCUCUUCUUUGGCAGGGACGACUUCGACAGUAGGCGAUGGUUCCCAAGCCUCUGUCGCGCACUCGCAACCGGUUGGUAUCCCUGGCCAACGAAGACCAUCAGAAGAUUAUCCUUCAGACCCUCGUUUUUCUGCUCGAUCGGGAACAUCUACUUCAUCUGCCUCUCCACCCGUGUCUUCCCAACUCUCUCAACUCUCAUCAACUCAGUUAACCGCUCAGCCUCGAUCGGCCUCAAACCCCGCACUGGCGGAACGUGAGCGCCGACCUGCACCCUCGCGUCCGCCGCCACCCGAUGCCUUCCGCCCGGCUAGACCUCCCGGACCUCGUAGACCUAGUUCGCCUGUUGGAAGUCAGACGCCCCAAGAGAACAUACACAGCGUCAUGAGUCGCGGCGGAGAAUCUCAACAAUCUCAUUCCCCAAGUUAUGAUAUUCCGACCAUUGCUAUAGUACCUGAUUCACGAUCAAACUCUGGUACAGGGCCCAACCCAGCGGCUCCGUCACCUCCGCCGGCCAAGCCUAAUUUGACUAUCAACACUGACAAACCUAUCCCUCCUCGACCGGACCGAUUUGCAAGAGACAGUUAUGGCCGUCCAAUAUCACGCUUUUCGGUAGACUCUGACGCAUCCGCUGGGUCACCGGUGGUUGAAACAGGAGCGGUUGAAACAGGAGCGGUAGACGUACAGAGCAGAGCGAUGGAUUCUGUGCCCGAGGAAGGUGAGCGGAAAUCAGCAGAAUUGAAGAGAAGGCCGAGGGCAAGUGUGGACAGGAGCUCGAGGGCGAGUGGAAGUGGGAGUAGCGAUCGUGGUCACCAAACACAGCAAUCUGAAUGUACCGCGCCAUCAUUACCCAUGCUCGAUUUCCCUAGAAACAUCUCUCUUCACCCAGCCACCCCUCCCGCUGUCAGAAAUCCCCUUCCAGCAACUUCUACCCACGCGCCGACACUUCCACCCCCAGAAUCGCUUCCUAUCCCUGAAGUACCUCCAGAAACGCGUGCAACUCUUGCCGCACUCGAACGUUCGGACGCUCUCGAGCGCAGAGCUUCCAAACGAUUUUCAUCUUACACCUUUAACAACCUCAAUUCUUCUUCAUCCCCUCGAGCAAGCCCUCAGCGACCUACAAGGCGGGCUGUCAAUAAUGCUCGAGAGCAAUUAGCGUCCGGAGGGACGUUGCCAGAAGGAGUGGGUUUGGGUAUGGGUUUGCAUGAGCGUGCAGGAUCAAGAGGGGGGUCACCAAAGUUGGAGAGGGUGAGGGAAGCAGGCGAAGAGCCAGAAGGAAGCGGAGCUACCAUUGAACCGUCCAGUCCCACGGGUUCAGUUCGUGUCCUCAAAACACCUCCUCUGUCACCCUCUGCUACGCCCCGCCCACCAUCGCAUCCUGCGUUUUCUGACCCCAAUCGCAUGAACGUCUUUCUGCAAAUCGGACGUAAAACUAAACGCCAUGUACUUGAGCUGCCGAUCACUCUGGAAGCGCUCAAACUGGUGUUCAUGGAAAGAUUCGAGUAUGAUCCUGGAAAAGAAGACUUCCCAGAUGUAUACAUUAGAGAUAGAGAUGGGAUGGAGUACGAAUUGGAAGGGGUUGAAGAUUUGAGAGAAGGGUGCACGUUGUGCUUGAACAUUGAACCGCUGGACCAAGUUAAGCUCCACAUUGAUUCUACCUUUGCUACCCUUGUGCAAGAGAUGAAAGAACUUCGCCAAGCUCUCGACAAGGAACGCGAGACCACCAAGCGACUGUCCGUCUUGGCGUCGCCGUCGGUUGCUGGGGACCCAGCUUCUCUGACUCCUUCCACCUCCCCCUUGCAACCUCCCGCCUCCGCCAUCUCCCUUCCUGCCCCUACGCCUUUAGUGGUAGGUCCGUCAGAAGACCAUCUUAAACAGAUCCAAGAGCAACAUGAAGAGCUUGAGAGUCUGCGCAGAGAAUUAGCCAUCACGCGUCAGUCGCAUGCCGAGCAUAUCAACGAGUCUUCGGCUAUUAUUUCAUCUUUGAAAGAUGAGAUCGCCCAGAUCAAAAAGGUCACUUCGACGAAUCCCAAUUCGAACCGCGGUCUCGUCGACCGAAGCAAAGCCGAACUCGAUACCCAGUGUACGGAAACGAUCAAAGCUGUCGAAGACAUUACCGAUAUCGUUGAUGCCGCACGUAUCGAUGCAUACAAACGAUUUGUCACGCCAUCUAAACAGCAGAUGGCUACCAUCCAAUCUGAUCUUCAAAAAGCCCGCCAGCUUGUUGAAGACUUUACCAGUGCUGUCAAGAUUGCCGAUCCUACAUGGCGAGGUACAUGGCAGACUGAACUUCACAGGGUGAUGGAGGAGCAAAAGCUGCUUCAUCACCAGACCAAGCUGUGUGGAGACUUGAAAAAGGAUUUGGAAGAUGCGGAAAGCAUGCUUGGAAAUGUGCAGACCUUUGUCGAGCAGCGGGUUGCUGGAACUAGGACAGCUAGGAUUAGGGUCGGUGCUGAUGCCGAGGUCGAAGGCGGGGGCAUCUCGAGCUUGCUUAUGGAGAUCCGUACCAAGGAUUCUGAUCCCGAACAACGUCUCCGUGCUAUCGAAGCCCAACAGCGGGCUCGUGCGAGGGAACGUGCGAACAAGGUGGAUGAAUUUGAGGCGGAGCUGAAAGGAUUUGUAGGUGGGAAGAGAUUGAAGAAGACUGGAGGAGCAGAGGAGGUGGAUAGACUGAGAGGAAGGAAAGACGAAGUGUUGAGGGUGCAGUUGACUGGAAGUAGUGGCGUUGGCGCAAUCACACCACAGAUCACGGGGCAGAGUGCGAAAGCGAUCAGUCCGCAGGGAACGGGGCAAAGUGUAAAUACAGUCAUUAGUGGGAGUGGAUCUGCACCGACGACACCGGCCAAGGUUGAAGGCAAGGAAAAAGAGCCGGAGGAAAUGCUGGUGAAGAGUUCAAGUGCAGCUAGUUUAGCGAGUUCCAAUGCGGCUCCGGAAGGAGUGAGCCCGGGGGUUAGUCCUGCAAAGGAUCAGCCACUGGUCGAGACUAAAGAGGAGGCAGAUGUUUAGAUUCGUUGUAUAUACUAGAUACGCUUAUGGGCGGGACAUUUUAAUAUAGUGGAUAAAACAAGCGCAUACUACUCAUAUAUUGUCGCAAAUGCGAGAAAGAAUGAAGGAUUUACAUAAUGAGUGAAUCAUGUUGUCGUGUG